This is a messenger RNA of Striga hermonthica, 1767 nucleotides long. NCBI's taxonomy places the organism in Eukaryota, Viridiplantae, Streptophyta, Magnoliopsida, Lamiales, Orobanchaceae. The record is from the annotation of a GenBank genome assembly.
AUGGCUACCUUAAGCUUCAACUCCACCAGGAUCAAAAACCCCAUCACGAAUUUCGUUUCCAUUUCCAAAACCCCUUUAUCCCAAUUUCCCCAAAACCUAGAAAGCUCAUUCCAAAGUAAAAAUCUGAGGAAAAAACACCUCCAUUUUCCACCUUGUCGUUCAGUUUCUGAAAGUUCAGUUUUCUCCACCCCUUUACAGCCUGAAACCGGAGACGAAGGAGGAGGAGGAGAAGAAGAAGACGAUGACCCCACCUCAGAACUGAGCUAUUUGGACCCCGAAGCAAAUCCGGAGAAAAUCACAGAGUGGGAGGUAGAUUUUUGUUCGAGGCCGAUUCUUGAUAUUAGGGGUAAAAGGAUUUGGGAGCUUGUCGUCUGUGAUGCUUCACUUUCCCUUCAGUACACAAAGUAUUUCCCUAACAACGUUAUCAAUAGUGUGACUCUGAAGAAUUCUAUAGCUUCAAUUUGCGAUGAACUCGGUGUGUCUUUGCCCGAGAAAAUUCGGUUUUUCAGGUCACAGAUGCAGACAAUUAUAACAAGAGCUUGCGGUGAUCUUUGUAUAAAGCCUGUCCCAAGUAAACGGUGUCUAUCUUUAGUUCUGUGGCUUGAAGAACGUUAUGAGACAGUGUACACUCGCCACCCUGGGUUUCAAAAAGGAUCAAAGCCACUUCUCACGCUGAAUAAUCCUUUCCCAAUGGAACUUCCCGAUAAUUUAUAUGGAGAAAAAUGGGCUUUUGUGCAGUUACCAUUUUCAGCUGUUCGAGAAGAGGCGUCGUCUUUAGAGACGAGAUUUGGUGCAAGUUUGGAUUGGGAUCUUUUGGGGAUAGAAGUUGGUGACAAUACAUUAAUUCCUGGACUUGCAGUUGCAUCUUCACGAGCAAAACCAUUAGCAGCGUGGAUGAAUGGCUUAGAAGUGUGUUCGGUUGAGGCUGAUACGGGCCGAGCUUGCUUAGUCUUGUCAGUGGGGAUAUCAACACGGUACAUUUACGCGACGUACAAGAAAACGGCAGUGACAACAAAGUUAGCCGAUGCUUAUUCCCCAGAUACCGUCAUUGCUUCUUCUCCGGGAAAAGAAGUUCACGACCCGUGGGCCUUCUACCUCCACGCGGCAUUGCUCCGUCAGGCUUUCGCCCAUUGCGGAAAAUUCCCCACUGCUGCCUCCCGUAGGAGUCUGGGCCGUGUCUCAGUCCCAGUGUGGCUGAUCAUCCUCUCGGACCAGCUACUGAUCAUGGCCUUGGAUCUCCUUCACCCGAGCUCUGUCGCUCGAUCGCACGCCACUGAAUUAGCGACGUUCCUCCAUCGGCGGCCGACUGAAAAUUCAGUUCUCUUCAAGAUGUCCUUCACCCGACUUCCCAGUCGGCCCACUGUGCAAGCUUUUAACAGGGUUUUUGGUCCAUCUGCAAGCCAAGAAGUAUUUUCAGACACCCAGCCAUUGGUUAGUUCUGUCCUUGAUGGGUAUAAUGUAUGCAUAUUUGCAUAUUUGGGUAUGGUCCAACUUGAUCAGGGAAAACAUACACAAUGUCUGGGCUUCUCGGCUCAAUCUCAUCUAUCAGGAUCAGCAGCAUAUGCAACAUACGCAGACUCUGCAAUGGCCCAAAGCCUCGCACAAAUGGUCAUUCAUCAGGAAAAAGAAAUACAUCUUAAAAGGUCCAACAAAAGCUCCGUAAAGCUUGCAGCUGAAAAUAUAGAACAAAAUAUCCCCUAUAAUCUCACCAAGUUCAGAAACAUCGACGUAAAACGUCAUCAAAAUGAAAAAAAAAAUGGUAUUUAA